AUGAGGAGGUCGGCUUUUCGAACAACCGUUGCGCGAGCCAUUCACCCUCAGCCUCGCCGGUCUCUCAACCAGACUACCUCAAGAUGUCGCCCUGAGUUGACCUUCUCAACCACAGUUGAUGCUGACAAUCCUGUCCCGCAGAGACGCCUCCCUCCUUUUAGAUUUGAGACUGGGCUCGCCCUCUUUGCCAAACGAGCACCGAGACCUUUUCCGCCACCGUUCCUUUCUCCCCCUUCAGGAUCCUUCUCAGAUCCGCUCAGCACUCACCAUCGGAGCAGGGAUAGGCGAAGUUUUGUCAAUGGAGAGUUGAUUCGGGGAUACACGAACGGAGACGAUGCAGUAUAUGCCAGCGAUCAGUUCAUCGGGGCGAAUGAUGGGGUUGGUGCUUGGUCUACAAGACCCGGAGGGCAUGCGGGUCUGUGGGCAAGGUUGAUAUUGCAUUUCUGGGCCCUCGAAACAGAGAAAGACAUAGAACGAUCGCGAUCCCCAGACGAUGCUUACGAACCUAUGCCAGUAGAUUAUCUACAAAAAGCAUAUGAGCUUACGAUCGAAGCAACCUCCGAGCCAAAUAAGUGGCAAGGUACAACAACAGCUACUGGCGCUCAAUUACACUUCCAGAAAUCAGAGUCUGACCCGAAUGCUCCUGCUACUCCCAUACUCUAUGUCACGAACAUCGGGGAUUCUCAAGUUCUGGUUCUUAGACCAAAAGACUCGGAACGUAUCUACAAAACGACGGAGCAAUGGCAUUGGUUUGAUUGUCCUCGACAGCUAGGCACCAACAGCCCAGACACUCCUCGAGAUAAUGCAGUAAUGGACAAGGUUGAGAUUGAAGAGAAUGAUGUUGUGCUUGCCAUGUCAGAUGGGGUCAUUGACAACCUCUGGGAGCAUGAGAUCAUUGAAAACGUUGUUGAGAGCAUACGAAAGUGGGAGAACGGACAAGGUGGCGAGGCCACAGGGGAUAGGCAAGGCGGUGCAGGAGGUGGCAUGAAGUUCGUGGCAGAAGAACUGAUGAAGGCUGCAAAAGUUGUUGCCACAGAUCCUUUUGCUGAGAGUCCUUUCAUGGAACAUGCAGUUGAGGAAGGUUUAGCUAUGGAAGGAGGCAAACUUGACGAUAUCAGUGUCGUGGCUGCGUUGUGCAGGAGGAAUAAAGGCUGA
Mollisia scopiformis is the source of this 1155-nucleotide messenger RNA. RefSeq lists its product as uncharacterized. Lineage: Eukaryota; Fungi; Ascomycota; Leotiomycetes; Helotiales; Mollisiaceae. Bases 1 to 1155 code for a protein of 384 amino acids. The transcript has 3 exons. The record is from RefSeq and is a predicted model, not a curated record.